AUGAAUAGUCCUGAGAAAUGCGAAAUCGACACCACCGCCGACUGCGGAGAGAUCGACACCCUGGACAAGAUGCGUUGGUGGCAGCGGGCGACCAUCUACCAGGUUCUAAUCCAGAGUUUCCAGGACACCAACGGAGAUGGAAAGGGGGAUAUUCGUGGAGUCGUCAAUCGGCUCGAUUACUUCGUCACGCUGGGCGUGGAUGUGAUCUGGAUUGCGCCAAUUUACCAGUCUCCCAUGUCGGAUAUGGGAUAUGAUAUCAGCGAUUAUUAUACCGUCAAUCCUAUCUUCGGCUCAAUGGAGGACAUGGAGCUUCUCAUCAGCGAGACACACAAACGAGAUAUGAAGAUCAUUCUGGAUAUUGCGCUGAAUCACACCUCGUCAGAGCAUCAAUGGUUUCAAACCUCGCGACGGUCCCGGAAAGAUCGCAGUCUGGGGAAACGCGACUGGUAUUUCUGGAGUGAAGGCAAGGUGGACGAGACUGGCAAACGGAUUCCCCCGAACAACUGGGAAAGCACAUUUACCGGGUCAACGUGGGAAUGGGACGACAUGGCAGAGGAGUUUUAUUUGCACAUCUUUGGUAAGAAUCAACCGGAUCUCAACUGGGACUGCGAAGACGUUCGCCAGGCCUUGUAUAACGUGCUUCGGUUCUGGCUCGACAAGGGGAUUGAUGGAUUCCGACUCGACACCAUGAAUCUGGUUUCAAAGACGUCUGAAUUCCCAGAUGCACCAAUCGUCAAAAAGGGAUCGAUCUGGCAACCUGCGAAUUUUCUCUUCGCCAACGGCCCUCAUAUCCACGAAUAUCUGCAGGAAAUGUACGAGCAGGUGUUCUCCAAAUAUGACGUUGUCACAUUGGGCGAGAUGUCUUGUGGCGUGUCUCCAGCACAGGCAGUCGAAUACACCUCGCGCCAUAAACCUCGGCCUGAGUUAUCGCUCGUCAUUCAGUUCCAGCACGUCGAGUUGGACUGCUACGACGGCGACAAGUGGCUGUUGCGGGAAUGGGAGCUACCGGAGUUGAAGGCUGUCAUCAACGAGUGGCAGGCGACGCUGAUCGACAAUGGAGGAUGGAACACUCUCUGGAUGGAGAACCACGACCAGCCACGGGCGAUCUCACGCUUCACAACUUCUCACCCGCGGUUCCGCGCUCUCUGCGCCAAGUUGCUCUGCGUCUGGCAGUAUACCCUGCAGGGAACGAAUCUGAUCUUCCAAGGACAAGAGCUGGGGAUGGUGAACCCCGGAAUGUUCACCGAAGAGAUGAACCAGGAUAUCGAGACGGCUCAAUACUGGAAGGCCGCGUGUGAGGCAGCCGGAUCAGAGCACGACGAAGCGCUCACACUGGCAAAGAAAGCGAUCAUCCAGAAAGGACGAGACAACACCCGCAUCCCGAUUCCGUGGACCGAUGCUCCUCACGGCGGCUUCACCGAACCUGAUUGUAAACCCUGGAUCCCCGCCUCUGAGCACGGGAAAGACUGGUGCUGUUUCAGCCAGCAGAAAGACCCGGAGUCCGUCUGGUCGUUUUAUCGGGCGAUGAUCCGGAUGCGCAAGAAUCAUCCCACCUUGUAUUACGGCACGUACGAGACACUCGACAUGGACAACCCGUUCAUCUGGGCCUACAAACGACGGUCAAAACUUCGGUGCUACCUGACCAUCCUGAACUUCUCUUCGGGGGCCACCAGCUGGGCGUAUGCAGAGCACGGUGUCGAUCUGAAGGGAUCGAAGCUGUUGAUUUCGAAUUAUCUCACGCAGGAGGCAACGCUCGUGGAGCCGAUCCUGCUGCUGCGGCCUUUUGAGGGGCGGUUGAAAAGCAGCCAGGUCUCGUCGUCCACGCCACGUCAACUCGCAAAAAAAGCCUGGCAGGAGGAAAGCGACUCAGCUGCAGUUCCUAUACGAGUGUUUUUUAUUUCUUCGUCGGUUUUCUCUCUACGACAAGACGAUCGAGGUACCAGGCAGUCGCCAACGAGCAGCGACGGUCAGCCAACCACCGUACCAGAAGACGAAUAA
Molecule: messenger RNA, 1998 nt
Organism: Penicilliopsis zonata CBS 506.65
Lineage: Eukaryota; Fungi; Ascomycota; Eurotiomycetes; Eurotiales; Aspergillaceae
Exons: 11
Coding region: 1-1998 (665 amino acids)
Biological process (GO): oligosaccharide catabolic process
Molecular function (GO): alpha-amylase activity
Source: RefSeq, a predicted model, not a curated record